UUUUCUUUCUAUUGUAUAACACAUCAAGUUCAUCUGUUACAGCCAAAGCCUCUCAUGUUCAGUUAGGGCUCAGACGAUCAUGCUGGCAGAGGGUUUGUUCCAAGACACAAGGAUGAAAGGCUACAUUUUCGUUGUUGUGACCUUGAUAUUUUUAUUAUCAUUCUCACGAAAUACGGUCGGAACAUUGAUAGUGGACAUUGGUGACGACAAGAGCAUUGAAGAGGCAAACAAGGAUUUUUUACAUGAUGAUAUCCUGAAGGCACCACCAACAACGCAGAGGAGUGCCAUUACUGAUGGGGACAAACUGUGGACAUCUCCAGUCCCAUACGUUUUGGACAAAGACCUUGAGAUGAAUGCUAAAGGACUCACCCUGAAAGCCUUUGACCAGUUCAGGUUGAAGUCAUGUAUUGACUUCAAACCAAGGGACUCUGAGGAGUAUUACAUCCACGUCCAGAAGUUAGAUGGAUGUUAUUCAUAUAUUGGGAAAGUAAUACCCAACGGACAGGACCUCUCCAUCGGGUCUAACUGUGAUUCCAUCUCAACGGUUGAACAUGAGUUCCUCCAUGCUUUGGGCUUCGACCAUGAACAGUCCAGAUCUGACAGAGAUGAUUAUGUGACCAUUGUUAACAAGAACAUCAGAGAAGGCCGUGAGGAGAAUUUUGACAAACAAAGCAAUGAAACCACCACCACCCAGGGAGUCCCGUACGACUACUGGUCAGUGAUGCACUACGGCAAAGAUGCUUUCAGCAAUGGCAACGGGUCAACUAUUAUAACCAAAGACCCAAAGUUCCAGGAUGUGAUUGGUCAAAGUCUGGAAGUGAGUCCCAAAGACGCUCUGGAGCUGAACCUCCUCUACAAAUGCAAGUCAACCAUUGCAUUUCAGAUGACAUGCAGCUUCCCUGAUGAGACCAUGUGUCAAAUGACUAGCUGUUCACAGAGUGGGCUUGGCUGGGAAAUGGUAACAAAUGUUACAGGGGGUCCUAUGUCUGACCACACCAAUCUACCCAGUGGCAGUGGUGAACAAGGUGAAGAUGCAGGUUACUUCAUGCAUGUUAGCACGGCAUCAGGUGAGGAGGGAGACUCGGCCUGGCUGGAGACCCACAGGAUGAGUCUCAAUAGGGAGCAUCAUGUCCAGUGUCUCCAGUUCUACUAUUACCACAGUGGGAACAUGUCAGACCACCUCAACAUCUGGAUCAGAGAGUUUCAGGAUGAAUGGGACCUCGAGGGAACCCUACGCCUCAUGGGACAGAUCACUGGCGGGCCAACAAAACAAUGGAAGCUCCAUCAUGUGUCCCUGAAUGCCACCAAGCACUUCCAGGUGGAGUUUGAGGUUCGUAAAGGAGCAGGAAGCUCUACAGGCGGCUUCUCAAUCGAUGACAUCAAUCUGUCAGAGAUCGAAUGUCCACAUGUAACCCUGCAGCUUGAUGACUUUGAGCAGGCUUUGAACUCUAGUAGUUUUGGCACCCGUAUUUACAGCCCUCGGCAAUACUCCAGCGGGGGAUAUGCUUACAGAGUUGGGGUUGUGUUGGAUAUUUCAUUUUUCGGAUUGUUUGUGCAACUCGUGUCUGGUGAAAAUGAUGACCGGCUGGAGUGGCCUUGCCUACAAAGGCAGGUGACCUUCAAAAUGCUGGACCAGAACGCCAACAUACAGCUGCAGAUGUCCAAGCAAUUUAGUAUCACCAGUGACCUAAACACAUCCUCUGAUGGCAGCUAUGAGUGGGGUAAUCCUCGUCUGGUUGGAUCUUCCUACGUAGAUGACAAUGGUGAAACCAUCUUUGCCGGACCUAUGUUUCGCAGACCCUAUUUUGCCGAUAAAAAUGAUUUGGAGACCAGAGAGUUCCUCAAGGGGGGAAGUGUCAUCUUCGUCUACAGCUUCCAAGAUAUCACCCCGCUAGUCAAUGGAAGUGCCCUGCCAAGUCCUGAAGUGGGACCAGUGGAGAUCAAAUAUCCUCCCAAAGAUCUGAACAGAGGCCCUUGCUCAUCAAACACCACCACCCAGCCUCCCAGAACCACAAGUGACAGCACCACCCCCCGUGAUCCCCCCAGAACAACAGAUGACAGAACCACAACCAGUGAUCCCAUGAUGACAACAGAUUACAGCACCACCUCCGAUAACUCUCCUGGAGUCACGGAUGAAAGCACCACCACUCUUAACCCUCCUGGAGUCACUGAUGAGAGCAGCACCACCACUCUUAACCCUCCAAAAACCACGGAUGAGAGCAGCACCACCACCAAUGAUCCCCCGAAGACCACAGAUUUCAGCACAACCACACCUGACCCUCCACAAACCACGGAUUCCAGCUCCACCACGCGUGAUCCUCCAAGAACCACGGAUGACGGCACCACCACCUUUGAGCCACCAAGAACCACGGAUGACAGCAUUUUUGGCUUCUCUCCUGGUUUGGUGUGUUCUCCUGUCCUCACCCUCCUGCUAGCGGCAACGCUUUUGAUACCUUGAAGCACAUCACACCUCAGCUCAUGACGGGACCAGUAAAUGUGCCAUCGUUUUGGCUCUUGUUAUAAACACUAAUAAAAAAAUGGGUGAUGAAAAAGGUUAAAGAACUAUUGGGAGAUGCUCUAUGUACUGUAUGUGUAGUGUUUGUUGGUGUUAGUCAUAUCAUGAUUUAUUUGCAUAUGUAAGAAUCAAUGAAAUUGAGAUGCCUGCACUGAUGUGUUGUUUAGUCCUUGUUGUAUUGAUCACUAAGUGGUAGAUGUUUUUUUUUUUUCUUCAAUUGUCAAAUUUCUAAUGCAAAUUACCAUUGAAUUAACAUUUAUGACAUACAAUUAAAGCAAUAAAAGAGACAGCUCUGUUAUUGACUGAAUUUGAUUGUAAUUUUACAGAUGUUUUCCUAUAUCUUUUUACAGUCAAUAACCUUUAAUAAAACUACAGCACUACAACUUUAA
Messenger RNA from Trematomus bernacchii (emerald rockcod), 2904 nucleotides. RefSeq names its product meprin A subunit beta-like. The coding region runs from base 80 to 2458 and encodes 792 amino acids. The record is from RefSeq and is a predicted model, not a curated record. The transcript is spliced from 25 exons. NCBI's taxonomy places the organism in Eukaryota, Metazoa, Chordata, Actinopteri, Perciformes, Nototheniidae. Gene Ontology annotation, cellular component: membrane. Gene Ontology annotation, biological process: proteolysis. Gene Ontology annotation, molecular function: metalloendopeptidase activity; protein binding; zinc ion binding.